Cydia strobilella is the source of this 1368-nucleotide messenger RNA. RefSeq lists its product as uncharacterized. NCBI's taxonomy places the organism in Eukaryota, Metazoa, Arthropoda, Insecta, Lepidoptera, Tortricidae. The coding region runs from base 1 to 1368 and encodes 455 amino acids. The record is from RefSeq and is a predicted model, not a curated record. The transcript is spliced from 2 exons.
AUGCCCAUGCCAAUGUUUCAACCAGCUCCUCCUCCACCGCCCAUGAUCAUGAUGGCGCCGCCGCCGCCACCUGUACCAGUCCCAGUUCCCUACCCGGUUCCAUUCCCUGUUAUAGUCACGAAGAAAACUACUACUACCACGACAACCCAAGCACCGAAUGAAGCUGACGGUGAUGGGAAUUGUGCAAUUGCAUUACCUUUGCCUUUCGGAUUCCCCAUGCCUUUCGUGUUACCACAAGCCACUCCUCCAAGGUUCUGCGCUGACAAACCGAGGCCGAAGCAAUGCCCACCCUGUCCACCGUGCGUGUGUGCUCCAAGCUGCACGCCUGCGUUUUAUUCGUUUUGCUCCCCGUGUCAUCAAAAGUGCAGAUGUAAAAGUAAUGGCGAUACUCCGAGGCCUGAGCCCCCUAGACCACCACCACCAGUUCCUAUAGUACCAGCACCCAUGCCGGUGUAUCCUAUGGUACCUCCAGCUCCAGGGCCUAUAUUCAUAUUCCCCUUGCCACCCGCUCUUCCUUUCAGACGUCCGCCGCGAAAAGUACCCAUUGAUUCGAAGAGCGAAACAAGUGAUUCAUCAGACAGUUCCUCUGGCACAGAUACAGAUUCUGAUAAAGAUUGGCAUCGGAGGAAAAUACGAAAAAUCAAAAAAAGCAAAAGACAUUUAGGUAACUACAGAAAGAACGCUAGAAGUUUCGAAACGAGUGAUGAUAUAGGGACAGUCGUACAUGAAACGAAGCUUGUAAAACCUAUGUUAUCCUACAUAAGCAAGCAAGGUAAAGUAAAGUUCGAAAAGAAGAUUAGCGAGGACGACGCUGCACAUUUGAUGGGGUCAGAAACAGAUAGAUCAAAAAGCGUUGAAUAUCCUAAAAAUAGUCGAAGUUUGUCAGUAAAUGGAUUACCUUUUGAUUACAAUCAGCUGCUGAUGCAACAACAAAUGCAACCUAACCUCCAGAAACCUACAAAUUUAAACAAUACUGUUGAAAACACUACAGCAUUUACAAAAAAACCUGGUGAAGUUAUGAAGCCUUGCUGUACUGCAGCUGGUUGCUUUAACAACUGCCCUUACCCUCUGAUACCUGUACCACCUGUACCACCUAUGCCACUUAUGUAUCCACCACCACCACAAGCACCAAUUGUGGUCCACGCGAGAACAUUCUUCGAGCCUGUGGAACACGACCAUCCGCCGCUCAAGGAUAUACAAAGAUUGAUCAGAAAAGACAGGAAGAAGUAUAAGCGCAAGCAUCAAUAUAGCUAUAGUGAUGAGACAGAUGAUAGUGAUUAUUACACGGAUACAGAUAGUGACAAUCGUUCUAGAGAUUUCGAUUAUAAUGGGCGUCAUAGAACUGUGAUACAUGUGAGAAGGCCAUAA